Camelus dromedarius (Arabian camel) is the source of this 785-nucleotide messenger RNA. It is a transcript of the gene CENPX, whose product is annotated as centromere protein X. Gene Ontology annotation, cellular component: FANCM-MHF complex; Fanconi anaemia nuclear complex. Bases 34 to 273 code for a protein of 79 amino acids. The record is from RefSeq and is a predicted model, not a curated record. Gene Ontology annotation, biological process: replication fork processing; DNA repair; resolution of meiotic recombination intermediates. NCBI's taxonomy places the organism in Eukaryota, Metazoa, Chordata, Mammalia, Artiodactyla, Camelidae. The transcript is spliced from 5 exons.
GGGCUUCGGAAGGCGCGCGUCUUGGCCGCAGUCAUGGAGGAAACCGGCGCGGGCUUCCGGAAAGAACUAGUGAGCAAGCUGCUGCACCUGCACUUUAAAGAGGACAAGACCAAAGUCAGUGGGGACGCACUGCAGCUCACGGCGGAGCUCCUGAAGAUCUUUGUCAUAGAAGCAGCCAUCCGCAGCGUGCGGCAGGCCCAGGCGGAGGAGCUGGGCUGCGUGGACUUGGACCAGCUGGAGAAGGUGCUGCCUCAGCUGCUUCUGGACUUCUAGGGGUGUCCACCCUCACUGGCAGCCUGUCCGAGUCACUAGCAAGUCCCACGUCCACGUGUUCUCCACGGCUUCUGGCUUCAGACGAGGCGGGAGCUGCUGAUCCUCCAGGUUCUCCAGCUCCGAGGACUGGCCAGGUCCCAGCACGCGCACCGCCCUUCCUCAUUGUCCUCUCUCCCUGCUGCUGACAGCCUGGACACAGCAGAUGGGGGGGGGGGUCACUGACAGGAUGGGGGCCUGAGUGGGGAACCUGGGCAGGUGCCCUCCCCUUGCGCCUCCUGGGGCAGCUGAGAAGCACUUGGUCUUUGGGGAGCAGGUGCCAGGAAGAGCGGGACCGUUGCCCAAGCAGUUAGUCCAUAUGUACCCCGCAGACAAACGGAAGUGCGUGGUUCUGCACUGACAUCAAAGUUCGUAAGUCACCUUCAAGCCAUUUGAUGUUCCUCCCAGAAGAUGCUGCCCUGAACUGUAAGUUUGUCCCCACAAAGCAACGUCAAUAAAUCAAAGCCACCUCCCCA